Messenger RNA from Rattus norvegicus (Norway rat), 3122 nucleotides. It is a transcript of the gene Lsm10, whose product is annotated as LSM10, U7 small nuclear RNA associated. NCBI's taxonomy places the organism in Eukaryota, Metazoa, Chordata, Mammalia, Rodentia, Muridae. The record is from RefSeq and is a predicted model, not a curated record. Gene Ontology annotation, molecular function: RNA binding. Gene Ontology annotation, cellular component: nucleus.
UUGCGGGUUUCCCACAGCAGCUGUCCUGCAGGGACCAGCAUCUCAUGCAUGCCUGGAGGGACAAAAGAGCAAUGCCAGAAAACCCUGUAGGAGGUUCCAGGCCAUUCUGGCUGCAUAACAAGACAUAUCUUUUAAAAAAAAAGUUUGGGGACUCAGGGAGCAAAUGCAGUAGCCAUGCAAACCUGGUGACUGAAAUGUGAUUCCUAGAAUGUACAGGUCAAAAACCUGCCUUGGGGACUAGAGAAGUGGCUCAGAGGUUAAGUGCACUGGCUGCUCUAUCAGAGGACCUGGGUUCAAUUCCGGGCACAUGGUGGCUCACAACCAUCUGUAAUGGGUUCCUUUAUUAUUGUUGUCGUUCUUUUGUUUGUUCUGUUUUUCAAGACAGGGUUUCUCGGUGUAGCCCAGGGUAGCCUCAAACUCAGAGAUCCACCUGUCUCUGCCUCCCAGGUGCUGGGGUUAAGGCACGUGCAGCAAGGUUACAGCCCAGCCGUAAAGGGUUCAAAUGCUCCCCUCCGGCUUUCAGCCAUGCACUCAGUGUAUUCUAGAGUAACGCAUGCAUAAAUCAGGUGUUUUGGGAAGGUGAUGUGGUAGCACACAUCCGUAAUCUCAGCACUUCUACUGAAGGACGGGAGUGGAGACAGAAGAAUUGUCUGGAAACCUGCAGGCCGGAUCACUUGAGGUAUGUAGUAUAGCAGUAGAAACCAAAGACUCAAAUCUGAGACCAGCCUACCUUUAUGAGACCCUCUCUCUCAAAAGCAAGCAAGCAAACAAACAACAAAGAAACAGAAAAGAAACCCGGAGGGUGGGGAUAUGGCUCAGGGGACAAUGUCCAGCACAAGAAUGAAGACCUAAGCUCGGGUCCCAGAACACACAUGAAGCCAGAUUCUAUGACACAUGUCUGUAAUCGCAGGAUCCUACAGGUAGAUUUGAAGCACAGAUAGGAGAAUCCCUGGGAGCUCACAGGCCAGCCAGCCAAGCAUUCAGAGCAGCACACCAGAGAUCCGAUCUCACGGUCGAUGCAGGAGCACCUGAGGUUGUCCUCAGCUUCCGCACGUGAGCCAUGGCGCACAUGUACCUGCACUUAACUACACGCAGGCACGCGCGCAGAGAUUUAAAGAUUAAACGUAACUAGAAAAAUAAGAUUCCGAGGAGUGUUCUGUUCAGCUUGUCUUACAGGUGAAUUUGAAAUCAGGAAAAAGGGAGUCACUUCAGUGUGUAGCUAGGGUUGACGACACUAGCUUGAGUCACUGGAGAGAUCAGAGCUUCAGUUGAAAGAUGCCUCCUUAAGAUCAGGCUGUAGACAAGCCUAUGGGGCCUUUGCUUAGUUAGUGAUGGAUGGGGAGGGCCCAGCCCAUUGUGAGUGGAGCCAACCCUGGGCUGGUGGUCCUGGGGUUUUAUCAGAAGGCAGGCUGAGCAAGCCUUGAGGAGCAACCCAGUAAGCAGCACCCCUCCGAGGCCUCUGCAUCCGUGCCUGCCUCCAGGUUCUUCUUGCUCUGUGUGAGUUCCUGUCCUUUGAUGAUGAACAGUGAUGCAGGAGAGUAAGCCAAAUAAACCCUUUCUUCCCCAACCUGCUUCAGUCGUGGUGUUUUCCCCACAGUAAUAGAAACCACAAGACUAUCAAGGCUCAGUUUAGAAGGCACCCAACCCUGUCUCCCAACACAUUGGGAGCCAUCACCUCGGAGAGGCGGAGUAAGCCAGGCAGUGACAAGACAGGCUUGCUAGGCUCCCGGAGGACACCUGGGGGUCUGUUCUUCCAAGCAUGUACUCCUUCCCUGAGUCUAUCUUUAUCACUAACGACAUCAGUUUGCUGUGACAUCUGUAUUUCUAGGUUACCAUCAAACACUAGGCAAGCCUUAGGCUGGGUGUCUAGGAGUCGAAUGUGGUGUUCUUCCCACCCUCCCCCUCCCCCACCCCCCACCCCCUGCCAGGGACUCACAUGAGUGAACAGCCUCAGGUCAGGGCUGCCCAAGAUAGUUCAGAAAGGCCAAGAGCCCUUAUCCUACAUGCUCUCUCCUGGGACCAGUAACCUCAUGUUCCCUCCGGGCCAGCCAACUGUCAGAGGUCGGAGUCCAUUCCUCUGAGACGAAUAUCUGCAUGGCACAAGCAGCAGAAAACCACAUCUGAGCAGGCCCACUGUGUGAAACGGGGUCAGCGUGAAGGACCACUGAGGUCAUGCCCCAUGGGAAGUAUGAGGAUAUAGUUUUGGAACGCAAGAUCAGGGAACCUGCCCUUUGGCCGACAGAAGGCAUAGUUUCCAUCCUAAAAGAUGCUCUUUCUCACGCAGCGCCAUCAGCUCAGAAGGCCAACAGGGGACACAGCUCCAAGCCCCAAAGGUGGAAGCCUACAAAGGUGGAAAACUAGUGAGCAGCCAACCAAUGUGGAAAAAUGGCACUGAGCCACUCUGUGAAGGAGCGAACCAUCUCUGAGAACAGCCUGAUCAUCCUGUUGCAAGGCCUCCAGGGACAAAUAACCACUGUGGACCUUCGAGAUGAGAGUGUGGCCCGAGGACGCAUCGACAACGUUGAUGCUUUCAUGAACAUCCGUCUGGCCAAUGUCACCUACACCGACCGCUGGGGGCAUCAGGUUGAGUUGGAUGACCUUUUCGUGACAGGUCGUAAUGUCCGAUAUGUCCAUAUCCCAGACGGUGUGAACAUCACUGCCACAAUCGAGCAGCAGCUACAGAUCAUCCACCGUGUGCGCAACUUUGGUGGCAAGGGUCAAGGUCGUCGAGAGUUCCCCUCCAAAAGGCCAUGAGACUGUGUCCUCAUUCAAAUUCCAGCACCACCUCAGGGACCUCCAGUGUUCUGAGCCAACUCCCGUCCAUCCUUCCCCACCAAUGACCUGGUGUCUUAUAGACACAUCACAGCUGCCUUUCAUAGGGUUCCACUUUUCAGACACACCUUGGGACCCAGAAUUCCUUCUGCUGGUGGCCUUGGGGUAGGUGACAAUCCCUCUUUUUGAUCAUUUGUAUCUGGAAUCUCCAUUCACUGAUUGACCCCAUCCAUCAAGGAGUUGUUAACUCUGCCAGUGAGGAUUACUUGAGAGUGUUUGGAGUGAAUCACCUCUAACAUCCCAUUUCUCUUGUCAUUUGUUUCUUUUCUCAUAAAACCAAACUCCUGGGA